Messenger RNA from Dreissena polymorpha, 2072 nucleotides. Its product is annotated as cysteine-rich, acidic integral membrane protein-like. Lineage: Eukaryota; Metazoa; Mollusca; Bivalvia; Myida; Dreissenidae. Bases 136 to 1926 code for a protein of 596 amino acids. The record is from RefSeq and is a predicted model, not a curated record. The transcript is spliced from 28 exons.
ACCUCGUUCCCGUACAUGACCGAAGCAAUCAUUGUCUCUACUAGACACGAAAGUGUUCAAUUAAGAACUGAAAUUGUGUUAGCGAUAUGGCAACAUAUAUGUAAUUAACCUUCUUCUCUACCAGAGACGUGAGACAUGUUUGCAUAUAAUCUAGUCUGCUGGGCAAGUGUUGGCUUAUCAAUCGCCCUCGUUAUUCCAUCGGAGGAUCAGCUUCAGUGUCGAAAGUGCAACAACGCUUUUGACAUGACUAUGUGCUUAGGUCAGGUCAUAUGCGACAACAUAACACAGGAAUGUUUUACGGACGAGAUCAUAAACGAGGCUUUGCAAAUCAUUUUCUCCGCCGGAUGUCGUUCAAGGGAUUUCUGCCACAAAGCCGUUGAAAGUCUGCCAACGAAACGUGAUGAGCUAUCAAUAUGUUCUGAAUGUUGCAGUACGACACACGAUUGCAAUGCGAGAUUAUGUGGUGCAGAAAAACAAGUCCCACAUGAUUUCCAGCUGAAAUGCAUGUCUUGUAAGCAUGCCACAGACAUUUCUGCCUGUCGACACGAAAUAACCUGCGACAAUAGAACACAGAGCUGCUGUAUGGAGACAAGUGUGACAGAAAUGCAUAUCAUCGAGAUCAAUGGCGGCUGUUGUCUGAAAGAGUUCUGCCACAAAGCAGUUGAAAGUCUGCCAACGAAACGUGAUGAGCUUUCGAUAUGUUCCGAAUGCUGUAGCAACGCUGACUAUUGCAAUCAACUCAUAUGUUCUAAUGGAAACAGAUCUGUCCAUACGGAUAUUCCGGCACCUAACCAGCUAAAGUGCAGACUUUGCGACAAGGCGAGCAAUAUAAGUGAAUGCAAUCGUUUAGCUCUGUGCGACCAUUCUACACAGAUGUGUUACAUGGAGGAGAUUAUAACGACUGAUUUACGGUUGGAAUUGCAUGGAGGCUGUCGCUCUAAAGAGAUGUGCCAUACAGUAGUCAAGCGAGAGACUUUAACGCCAUGCUCGCAAUGUUGCAAUUCCUCAGACGAAUGCAAUGCGCUUCUGUGUGGACUCUCAAACAGUAGCCACUACAUUCCGGAACUAUUUCAACUUCAAUGCAGAGUUUGCACCUAUGUGUCUGAAGUGCGAUUUUGUGAUGAACUAGCCCUUUGUGACAAUAGGACUCAGGAAUGUUUUAUGGACCAGAUCAUAAUUGAAUCAUUGACAACACUAUACUCGGGAGGGUGCCGAAGUCGGGAACAAUGCAGAGGACAAAUUACUCCAUCGAUGGGCAAGCGAGCAGAUGUAUUGGCUUGUUCAAGGUGCUGCAGUGACGCCAAUGACUGCAAUUCACUUUUAUGUGGCGUCGCCGCCCAGACUCCACCCAGUUACCAACUCCAAUGUCGAUCAUGCGACAUGGUCAGCACACUGAACGAAUGCCGCGGUCAUGUGAUGUGUGACAAAAGAUCUCAGAGUUGCUGUAUGGAUCAAAUUAUAACUGAUGAUUUCAAACUCAAAUAUAGCGGCGGAUGCUGUAUGAACGACUACUGUAACGGUACAACGACAAAGAGGAACGGUGUGUCCGUGUGUUCACAAUGUUGUAACGACGGGGAUGACUGCAAUAGUCAUAUGUGUGGAUACAAUUAUUCCACAACGGACGUCAUACCUGUUCAAUAUCAGCUGAAAUGCCGAUCUCUCGACACGCGGUUUGAUGACAGCAAUUGUACUCAGCCAGCUAUUUGUGACAACAGAUUGGAGAUGUGCUUUAUGGAAGAAAUCAUCCUUGAUACGUACCGCAUCGUUCGCAGAGGAGGUUGUCGAUCAAAGCAGAUGUGCAACAAAGCGAACAAUUUGUCAUCAACGCACUUAGGACGAAAGGAUUUAACGCCUUGCUCAGAGUGCUGCGACACAACGGAUGAUUGCAACGCAAAUUUGUGCGGAAACGUAUCAGGUGAAUGCUGAUAUUAAAGCACUACAAGACGCUGAUAAGUUUUUCAGGUCGAAAUGUGAAGAAGUAUGGUUGAUUAUUAUCUGAACUUUAAAUGUGCUUCUCACGAGUUUCGAAAUUGUUCAGACGAAUAAAGAAAUCCUUAGUAUAAUAAAACUUG